Poecilia latipinna (sailfin molly) is the source of this 1212-nucleotide messenger RNA. Its product is annotated as transmembrane protein 119a. Bases 272 to 1012 code for a protein of 246 amino acids. Gene Ontology annotation, cellular component: plasma membrane. The record is from RefSeq and is a predicted model, not a curated record. The transcript is spliced from 2 exons. Gene Ontology annotation, biological process: ossification; positive regulation of osteoblast differentiation; positive regulation of osteoblast proliferation. NCBI's taxonomy places the organism in Eukaryota, Metazoa, Chordata, Actinopteri, Cyprinodontiformes, Poeciliidae.
CAUAAAAUUGGAUGGAUCCUGAGGAUGGAAAGCUGAGAACGAGGGAGGAGACGCUGAGGAUGGAGGGCUGGGCAUCGUUUUGCUCCGAGGAGACAUUUUAAAGCUGAGUGAAAAAUCUAAGUAUAACUUAGCAGGGAGGGGUGGAAUAUCCUCACUCUCUCCUUCUUGUUGCUUUGUCUCUUCUCUUUUUUUAUCAGUCCGAACCCUUCUGCUCUGCAUCUGCUUCCCAGUCAGACAAACGAAGGAGAUUCCUUCUGACCCGCCGUUGACGAUGAAGUCCCAGCUGGUUUUUCCCGUCUCCAGCGCCGCUCUGCUCUGGCUGUGCUGCGGCCUGUGCCGCUGCAGUCCUCUGUUCUACAACAUAUCUGUGGACGGCAGCGGCGACGAACCCGAGCUGGAGCUCAUUUUCCCCACCUCCUUCUCCACACGAGCGCCCGUCGAAGUCUCUGCUGCCACUCCGCCUCCCAGCCUCACCAACACCAUCACCACCACCAUGAUCCGCCUGAAAGACUUUGUCCUGAGCCGAGUGGUGGACUUCCUGCAGGAGAACCUGCUCAUCAUCAUCGUUGUCACCUCUCUUCUCAUUGUUUUGGUCUUCAUCAUUUGCUGUGCGUUCGCCAUGAGCCAUAAGCGCAAGCUGGAGGCUUACAAGCCCCUGUCCAGCCCGCCCAGGAAGUACGCCGCCAGUAAAGCCGGAGCUCGCAAGAACUCAAGCGAGCUCCAGGAGAAACCGUACGCCGUGGACCACGUCAAGAGGGUCCACGUUCAGGGUCCGGCUUCCCCCAAGCAUCUGCGCGUGCCCUCCAAGGCGCUGGUGGGAGACAAGGGAAGAGACGUCGUCAGGUCGUCGCCUCGACAGGAGGCCAGGAAGGUCGGAGGCACAGAGGAAGUGGAAAAAAGGCGGGAGGAAGUGAAGUUCAAAGAACCAGUGAAGCAAAGGGAGGAGGUCCAGAAGAGCGCCAGCUCCAGUCACCCGGUCUGCACCUGCCACCUGAAAAAAUCCAACCACUAACACACAGCCGAGCCAAAACGGGCCAGAGUGUCACUCAGAAGGGAAUGCGUUCAGGUGGAAUCACACCUGCUAUGAAAACGUGCAUAAAAUCGGAAUAAAGUCCAACAAAAGACAGAAAGCUGAGUGUCUUACUGAGCGGGUCUGUAAUUAAUCCACAGCGCCUCAGCGGGUUUCAUUAUCAAGAUUAAAGAAAAAAAAAA